This is a messenger RNA of Colletotrichum navitas, 1867 nucleotides long. RefSeq names its product translation elongation factor EF-1 alpha. Gene Ontology annotation, biological process: translation; translational elongation. The coding region runs from base 252 to 1634 and encodes 460 amino acids. The transcript has 6 exons. Gene Ontology annotation, molecular function: GTP binding; GTPase activity; translation elongation factor activity. NCBI's taxonomy places the organism in Eukaryota, Fungi, Ascomycota, Sordariomycetes, Glomerellales, Glomerellaceae. The record is from RefSeq and is a predicted model, not a curated record.
GCCGGCCCCACGCUAGCCCCUGCCAAAAACUUUUCAAGCCCCUCUUCUUACCUCGACCCCUCCAUCCACCCACCCAUCCCACCAUCUCACUCUUCCGCACACCAGCCCACGCAAAUAAAACCCUCUCCAUCACCCAUCCCUCUGCUCGUUCUCCUCUUCCGAUCUUUGUCUGCUACAUACCGAUUCUUUCUGCGAAUCAUCUGUGCACUUUCACCUCUCAAAACCACACAUCUCGAUCCAGAACCGCCAAAAUGGGUAAGGAAGAGAAGGCUCACAUCAACGUCGUCGUUAUCGGCCACGUCGAUUCCGGCAAGUCGACCACCACUGGUCACUUGAUCUACCAGUGCGGUGGUAUCGACAAGCGUACCAUCGAGAAGUUCGAGAAGGAGGCUGCCGAGCUCGGCAAGGGUUCCUUCAAGUACGCGUGGGUUCUUGACAAGCUCAAGGCCGAGCGUGAGCGUGGUAUCACCAUCGACAUUGCCCUCUGGAAGUUCGAGACUCCCAAGUACUAUGUCACCGUCAUUGACGCUCCCGGUCACCGUGACUUCAUCAAGAACAUGAUCACUGGUACUUCCCAGGCCGACUGCGCCAUUCUCAUCAUUGCUGCCGGCACUGGUGAGUUCGAGGCUGGUAUCUCCAAGGAUGGCCAGACUCGUGAGCACGCUCUGCUCGCCUACACCCUUGGUGUCAAGCAGCUCAUCGUUGCCAUCAACAAGAUGGACACCACCAAGUGGUCCGAGGCCCGUUACGAGGAAAUCAUCAAGGAGACCUCCAACUUCAUCAAGAAGGUCGGCUACAACCCCAAGACCGUUGCCUUCGUCCCCAUCUCCGGUUUCCACGGCGACAACAUGCUUGCCCCCACCACCAACGCUCCUUGGUACAAGGGUUGGGAGAAGGAGACCAAGGCCGGCAAGACCACCGGCAAGACCCUCCUUGAGGCCAUCGACUCCAUCGAGCAGCCCAAGCGCCCGACAGACAAGCCCCUCCGUCUUCCCCUCCAGGAUGUCUACAAGAUCGGUGGUAUUGGCACAGUGCCCGUCGGCCGUAUCGAGACUGGUGUCCUCAAGCCCGGUAUGGUCGUUACCUUCGCUCCCUCCAACGUCACCACUGAAGUCAAGUCCGUCGAGAUGCACCACGAGCAGCUCACUGAGGGUCUUCCCGGUGACAACGUUGGCUUCAACGUGAAGAACGUCUCCGUCAAGGACAUUCGCCGUGGCAACGUCGCCGGUGACUCCAAGAACGACCCCCCUGCCGGCGCUGCUUCCUUCAACGCCCAGGUUAUCGUCCUUAACCACCCCGGUCAGGUCGGUGCUGGCUACGCCCCCGUCCUCGACUGCCACACUGCCCACAUUGCCUGCAAGUUCUCCGAGAUCCUCGAGAAGAUUGACCGCCGUACCGGAAAGUCCGUUGAGAACAACCCCAAGUUCAUCAAGUCUGGUGACGCCGCCAUCGUCAAGAUGGUUCCCUCCAAGCCCAUGUGCGUUGAGGCUUUCACCGACUACCCCCCUCUGGGACGUUUUGCCGUCCGUGACAUGCGUCAGACCGUCGCUGUCGGUGUCAUCAAGUCCGUUGACAAGUCCGCUGCCACCGGUGGCAAGGUCACCAAGUCUGCUGCCAAGGCUUCCAAGAAAUAAGCGGCUUAACUCACCAGGGUUGGGUUCUGAGUACGCCCAUGGCUUCGCCGCCAUGGAUACUCACUUCUACGGCUUUACGAAUUCCCUUUGCGUGGCAUGAGGACAUAUGAAUACGGCUGGGUAGCACGAAUAUCGAGAGGAAGGAUGGACCGGAUGAUUCUACGUCAAAAAAACUUCUCAUGAUACGUGCUCAGUAGCACAAAAAUAGAGUCCUAGAAGUGAUUCCCAAGUUA